AUGUCGUCAAAUAAACAGAAAGAUGAGGGGCAUCCAAAUACAUUGCCAAUACCCACAAAAACUCAAGAGGAGUUAAUUCAUGUAAUCCAGACGUCUUUAUACAAUAUAGUUACACAAGUAAAUAACCUGAGUAAAUGUGCUGAAGAUAUAAUCGACAAAAUACACAUAGAGGUUGACAGGCUCUCUUUCAGAGUUACAGUUUUGGAAGAACAAGUAAUCCAGUUGAGGAAUAGUAUUACCUACAAAGAUCAACAUGGAGAACUGUCCUUAAAAAUUACAAAAUCAAAGAUGUUUCAAAGUACAACUAUUCAAACACAGCAGGUAUACUCCUCCAAGCAAGUACCUGUUAAAAUGUGUGAAAGGCAUGAUACUCAUAUACUGACAUUACCUAUGAACAGGUCUUCUCCUUUUUGCCCAGAUGAUACAGGAGGUUUAGAAGUGUCUCCUGAUGCUUCAUACUGCUUUGAACUUUAUAAAGAAAAGACUGUCCCUGGGAGUGAAGAAGAGAAGGGGGCAAAGCACAAGCAAAAGCAGCACAAAGAUCACCCCAAUAAACCAGCAAGUGUGCCUCAGACUCAACGAAUGGAAGACAACAUUUUGGUGUACCAUUACCCAGCUGUUUUCAGUGAGGCCUCUUGUUCAUAUGUGGAUGAACCAAAUGAAAGUUCCUCAUUUUCCAGUUUCCCACUGUGUGAAAUCAAUCAACUUGUAACGAGAGCUGUAAGAAAGGCGAUAUCCACCUCUCACUCUAUGCCGAUGCAUGGAUCCAGAGAGAUGAAAAAUUCAAUUAUGUAUGUUAGAUACGGAACUGGAAGGGGAGAAGAAUUGAAACCCCAACCUCAAACUCAUCCUAAAACAAAGGUGUUUGUGAGCCCUACAGCUCCAGCCUCGGCACCGGCAUUGCCAGCUGAUUGGUUAGCUGCAUUAAAAGCUUCGAAGGUGGAAACUCCUUCCUCAAGCAUAGAACUCCCAACUCAACUUCCACCACCUGUUUUGGGAACCCCAGCAGCAACAUCUCCUGCUGCUUGCCUCCCAGGUGCUCCUGAUGGAGAUGUUCCAGUUACUCCACCUAAAGGGGACUUCUCUACUCUGGCAUCAGAACCUUUUCCGUAUUAUGAACUGACAACAGAUGAUCUACUCACACAAGCUGAAUAUCAGGGCAUGCCUCCACCUCUCUCUCCUUCUACAGUCAGCUCACCUAGUGUUCAAACAAGGGCCACAGUUACACAUCUCAGUGGCCCUAUGUCUGCUGCACAAUCACCAACACCUUCAGUUACAAAAUUAUCAAUGUCUUCAAUUUCAUCAUCACCAAGAUCUUCACUUUCAUCAUCACCGAGCUAUUGUAUCCCACCACCCAGAUAUCCAGCUACACCAUUGCCAAGAUCAUCAACUCCACAAAAUUCAAGUCCACUCUCAUCAGUCUCUUCAUGUCCACAAACAUCAAGAUCUUGGAUUCCAUCUCCAAGAAAUUCCCUUUCCCCAUCCACAGGAAGUUCAGACACCACACAGUCAAGAUGUUCAGAGGCACAGCCAUCAAGACCUUCAGCUGCUCAGUCACAAAGGUCUUCAGUGGCACAAUCAACAAGGUAUUUGAUUCCACCCCAAUGCAACUCUUCAAGUGUGCAGUCAGCAAAAUCUUUCACUGUACAGUCUUUGUUUUCUUUCAUACAAUCGUCUUCUAGCAUUUUAAGCUUACCAGGUCUGUCAGUGACCCCAUCUGCACCAGCUCCAGUGAAUGCUUCCCUCAGGCAGACUCCACCAGAUCUACCAGUAAUCACUAAAGUAAAGAAUGCACUGAUGGAAGCAAUAAUAAAAGGUAUUCUGCUCUACAAUACUGAAGAUCACUGA
Artibeus jamaicensis (Jamaican fruit-eating bat) is the source of this 1848-nucleotide messenger RNA. RefSeq names its product actin-binding protein WASF1-like. The transcript has a single exon. The record is from RefSeq and is a predicted model, not a curated record. Lineage: Eukaryota; Metazoa; Chordata; Mammalia; Chiroptera; Phyllostomidae. Bases 1 to 1848 code for a protein of 615 amino acids.